Messenger RNA from Notothenia coriiceps (black rockcod), 485 nucleotides. Its product is annotated as ectonucleotide pyrophosphatase/phosphodiesterase family member 6-like. The transcript has 2 exons. The record is from RefSeq and is a predicted model, not a curated record. Lineage: Eukaryota; Metazoa; Chordata; Actinopteri; Perciformes; Nototheniidae. Gene Ontology annotation, cellular component: plasma membrane. Gene Ontology annotation, molecular function: glycerophosphodiester phosphodiesterase activity. Bases 103 to 447 code for a protein of 114 amino acids. Gene Ontology annotation, biological process: lipid metabolic process; choline metabolic process.
UGUGUGUGUGUGUGUGUGUGCGUGUGUGCAUGUCUGCGUGUUUGUGUGUGUGUGCGUGCGUGCGCGCGCCAGGUGUAUGCUGCAUUGUCUCAGGUCCACAACAUGCGAGUCUAUGGCAGACAGGAGAUCCCUGAUCGUUUCCACUUCAAAGGAGGGAGGUUCGUCGCCCCCCUGACCCUGGUGGCUGAGCCGGGCUGGUUCAUCGCUCAGAACAAGGCCAUGCUCCCGUACUGGAAAAACGACACCGGGGAGGCCUCAGCAUGGCAAAAUGGUUGGCAUGGAUACGACAAUGAGUUCCUCGACAUGAGAGGCUUUUUCUUGGCUUCAGGACCUGGUAACAAACAUUUAUAUAGUUCAAUAAGGGCAUGUUUUGUUAUGAUUGUUUCAGACCUGUGCUCUCUCAAGCUGAUGCACACACUUCUCUCCUCUGGGGCCUCUUCUCUUUAACAUCUACAUGCUACCACUGGCUCAGAUAAGGAAAAACA